This is a messenger RNA of Helianthus annuus (common sunflower), 4156 nucleotides long. RefSeq lists its product as uncharacterized. The record is from RefSeq and is a predicted model, not a curated record. NCBI's taxonomy places the organism in Eukaryota, Viridiplantae, Streptophyta, Magnoliopsida, Asterales, Asteraceae. Bases 429 to 3842 code for a protein of 1137 amino acids. The transcript is spliced from 15 exons.
AUAAUACCCUUUCUUCAAAACCCAUACUCCGCUCUCUCCAUUACAAAAACAAUGGGCAAAGUGGUAAAUUCACAUCAUUAGACACAUCUCCGAUCAUAACACCGGUUGGUCGCUGCCGUGGCUUCGAAACGAGCUUCCGAUUCUUUUCAUCUCAAGCUCCAAACUCAACAAAUCUAACAAUAAUAAUAAUAAUAAAAAUAUUAUUAUUAUCAGAAUCUUUCACAAAAUCAAACCCCCAAAAUCCCAAAUUGUUGUUUAAUUCUCCAACAAUUCGAUCAAAGUUUCGUUCAACGACCAAUUUCACACGCAAUCACCAGUUCAAAAUCUAGGAUCAUUUUCUAACGGUGGCAAAGUUCGAGCUUUGCUUUCAUGUGCUGCAACUGUGUCGACGGGGGUUAUAACACAAAUAAUGCAUAUAAAGUGGUGCAAUGGCGUCAUCUGGUAAAUUCGAUCUUUCAUCUAGUAGCCCAAACAGGCAAUUGUACACUUCUACGAAACGUGGGUCCCACACAGCAGCGUCAAUGGACAGAUCAGCAAGUUUUCGCGACAACAUCGAAAAUCCGAUUUUAUCUUCGCUUCCAAGCAUGUCGAGAAGUACUGUAAAUGUAAGUCAAGGGGAUGUAACUAGUUUUCUACAAUGCUUGCGGUUUGACCUAAAGUCAAUGGCUGCUGAAUACAAGUGUAAUCGAUACGGGGAUUUUAAACGACUCGCAAAUGCCGCCCUUUGUGCACCGGAUGAUUCACCAUCUGGUUUGAUUAGAGGCAAGCUGCCGUUUUAUUCCCCCGAGGAUCUUAAACGACUUAAGGUCGGUCUGCGUGAAUCGACUAUUAAAGCGAGGGAGAGGGUUAAGAUUUUUAGUGACGUUCUGUCGGUGAUCAACAAAUGUUUCCCAUGUAUACCCUCGAGGAAACGAUCUCGACCCGAUGCUUUUUCCGGUGUCAGUGUCGGUAAGAUGGGUACACAAAGCCAUACUCUUACUAGUGCCUUUGACGUUGAGCAGCAGAAGGUUGACGACAGGGGUAAAAAUGUCAUUCCGAACAAACGAACCAGAACUUCUAUGGUCGAUCAAAGGGCGGAUGUGCGACCGAACACUCCUGCUAGAUCAUCGGGAUCCGUAGAUAGGGAUAGAGAAGUUUCGAGACUUGCAAAUGGCAAUACUCUUCCCGGUGUGGAUGGAACAAUGCCGAUUGUAGCGGAUGGUUGGGAAAAAUCAAAAAUGAAGAAAAAACGGACCCUAAAAGCUGACUGGGCACCAAGUACAAGCUCAACGUUGGCAAAACCGGCUGACGGAAGCAGGGAACCCAAGCAGGGUAUGCAUCCGAGGAGUCUUGGUGAUUCAAGGUCUAGGUUAAAUGAUCCCCAUGAGUUCAGGUCAGGAGCUGCUAACGGAGGUAUACGUUCUUCGAUCCCAAGGCCCGAGCAAGAGAACUCGUCAAUUCUGCAUGAUAAACGAGAUCAAACUACUAAGUUGGGGCAAGAACGGUCAAACGUCGGAGCUUUUAACAAGGCAAAUGUUCGACAAGACUUCAUGUCUGGUAAUCCCUCAUCUACCGCUAAACCACAUGCAGUUGCACGCGGUCCAAGAUCAGGGCCAAGUGCGGUCCCUAAAAUGACCAACGUUCAAUCCCCAACGAUUUCCAACGGUUCGAGUCCUGGUCUUAUUAGCUCUAACAACCGUAAACGUGGUCUAUCAACACGGUCUUCAUCUCCACCUGUAACCCAGUGGGCCGACCGUAGGCCCCAAAAAAUAUCACGCACCGCAAGGCGAACCAACCUUAUCCCCGUUUUAUCCACCAACGAUGAAGUCCCACCUUCGAGUAACAGUAACGGUAACGUAAGCGAAAAAGGGCGCGGGUUUGCAAAAAGAUUUCCCGCUAAUUCUCCUAAGCGAUUUAAAUCAAAAGGUGAUCAUAAUAUUCCUUCAUCAAGCGAGGACUCAGGGGCUAGGGAUAGCUUCAAGUCGGAAGAAAUUGGAGAUAAAGAUGCAGUCAAUGGUCAAAGGAGGUCAACUUUAGUCGUUCCCACCAAGAAAAAUAAGUUUAUGAACGAGAAGCAUCAUAGAAGUGGAAGGGGUUUUGCUUCCGCACGAUCUGUUAGCAAUGUAGGGACGGAAAAACAACUUAGAACUGGCAGAGUUGGUUUUGAUAAGCCUGAAAGUAAAAUAGGUCGCCCACCCACUAGGAAACUCUCCGGUCGCCAAGCUUAUACACGUCAAAAGCAGUCUGCAUUUACCGCCGCUACAGAUUUUCUCGAUGAUGGGCAUGGAGAGCUUUUAGCUGCCGCUAACGCUGUUAUGAAUCCCGUUUAUGCAUUGUCUAGCCCUUUUUGGAGGCAGAUGGACCCACAUUUCGGUUUUGUAUCGGAUGCAUGUGUGACCUACUUAAAGCAAGAGGCAAACAUACGAUCUGCUGUUAACGUCACAAACCCAAUAGAUAACUGUGAUGCGAGAUAUAGAACCGAAAGCGGGUGUGAAUACUCGGAGAAUUUAACGUCGGGAACAUCUCCGAGGGGAAUUACUCUUUGUCAGAGGCUUCUUGCUGCAUUAAUUUCAGAAGAAGAAGAUGACAAGGAUGAAUUAAACUAUAAUGUGUAUGGAUCUGUGUUUGAGCCUGAAACCGAUCAAAUUGGUGGAAGUUUUUCAAGCAGUUACAGGAUGGAUUCUAGAUUAAGAUCAGUUGUUACAGGUUUUGAUCAUCGCUGCAACGGUCUACUUUCUGAUUCAGGAAAGAUGCACACUGUAACCAGUUCUCAAUACGAGUAUGGUAACAAGUCGAUGGAUGAAAGACUUCUCGUAGAAAUUCAUAGUCUUGGACUCUACCCAGAACAUGUGCCGGACUUGGUACACACCGGAGAUGAAGACAUCAACAAAGAUAUCACUAGGCUCGAAGAAAAGCAUCGUCAACAGGUUCUUAGGAAGAAAAGCCUACUCGAUAAACUUUUAAAGUCUACCGAGGAAGAAAUCGCUCUACAAGAGAAGGAAUUUGAACGGCUUUCUCUCGAGAAGCUCACAGGAAUGGCUUAUCAAAAAUACAUGAGUUGCUGGAAUAAGAGUACGAGUAGCAAAAUGGCUAAGCAAGCCACUUUAGAUUUUGUGAAACGGACACUAGACCGAUGCCACGGAUUUGAAACAACCGGCAAAAGCUGCUUUUCCGAGCCCUUGUUUAAGGAAAUAUUCCACUCCGGAUUAUCACAUACAGAAGAAGAUGAUGUCAUUGAUGAUCAUCAGCCCAGGAAAGUCAAUGGAACUAAUAUGGAAGAUUUUUCAGGUACCCAAGCAAGCCCUAUGCUGAACAACCAUGACACGUAUCCGUCGGAGCUAACUUCCGGCAAAGACGAUGUGUGGUCAAUCAAGGGUAAAAAGAGAGAGUUGUACCUUGACGAUGUUGCUGCCGGGACGCCUUGUACUUCUUCGGGAAUAUCGCCAGGGGUAGGAAGGGUAAUUAUAAAUAGCGUAAAAGGAAAACGAAGCGAGCGGGAGCCCAGAAACGGAGGUCCGAAAGUCGGCCGACCCGCAAAGAUUAAAGCAAAACAAAAACAGAAAACAACUCAGUUAUCUGCACCGGUUGAUAACAAUGGUACUCUUGGUAGUUUUUCAGAUCAACAAAGGGCAAAAUCGUCUUUUGCUCCAAAGCCUAUUGAAGACGACGAGUCUAUGUUAUUAGAGGAACCGCUUGAUCUGUCGCACCUGCAACUUCCGGAAAUGGUGGACUUCGGUGGGCAAGGGGAAGAUAUAGGGUCGUGGUUAAAUAUCGAUGACGAUAUUUUACAACAUGAGGAUGAUGAUUUUAUGGGACUGGAAAUUCCAAUGGACGAUUUAACAGACUUGAACAUGAUGGUUUAAUUAAAGUUUGUUGUUAUGAUGAUGUAUGUAUAGGGCAUGUUCGAUUGAUACAAGAAGAUGACGGACGUGUCAUGUUCAGGUGACAUACGGUUGGUAAUUAGGCUUAUAAUUCUUUUUUCAUUGAGAGAAUUUAACGAUUGUUUUAGGGUUUGCCGCCUGCAAGUUUAAGAUAGUUUGCUUAGGUUGUAAAAAUCUUUUUUGCUUCUUAAUAUAUAUAUAUAUAUAUAGCCAGUUUGUUGCUUACUAUAUUGACAAUGGCACAAUGCCUUUUGUACAUGCAAAUGAAGAUUCUAAUAAUAAGAUUAAUUCAUUCA